This is a messenger RNA of Colius striatus (speckled mousebird), 2158 nucleotides long. RefSeq names its product mast cell immunoglobulin like receptor 1 (gene MILR1). The transcript has 8 exons. Gene Ontology annotation, biological process: cell surface receptor signaling pathway. Gene Ontology annotation, molecular function: transmembrane signaling receptor activity. Lineage: Eukaryota; Metazoa; Chordata; Aves; Coliiformes; Coliidae. The record is from RefSeq and is a predicted model, not a curated record. Bases 59 to 994 code for a protein of 311 amino acids.
ACUCCUCAAAGAUUGCAUUAAAGUAAUUCCAGCAGCUGUCUUGCUCACUAUCAAGAAAAUGUUCUUUCUGGCAGUUGUGCUGUUUUACCUGCACAUGUCUCAGCAGAUUCAGAAAACUACUGCAAAUGGCAAAGAGAUGCUGUCCAAUCCCAGGCUUAUACCUGUCCAGGGGACUCUGAAUGUAGUGAUGAAGCAGAAUGUGAGCCUUGCCUGCUACUCUGACUCUGGAUCUCCACCUGUCAGAUACACGUUGUUUAAACGCAAUCAGAAGGUAUCCACUUUACAUAGGUCAGAUUUGACCCCUGGUUUCUUUAACUUGACUAUCAACUCUGCCAGUGACAUGGGGGAAUACAAAUGCAAAGCUGAGAAUAACAUCACCAGACGUGGAAAAUACAGCAACAGCCUCAACUUCACCCUUAUAGAGCCAAUUUCCAAACCAGUGCUGAGCUCUCCCACCUCUCAAGCCAAGAAAGGCCAGAAUGUGACCCUGUCUUGUCUCUCAGAGAAUGGCUCUCUUCCUAUCACAUACAUAUUCUUCAAAGGAAGACAAAACAUCUCUCCCCCUGUCAAGAUGCCGAAGAGGGAAGCAGCUGUGAUUUUUCUGUUCAUCAAUUCAUCUAGUGACUUUGGAACCUAUAAAUGCAGAGCUGAAAAUAGCUUUCGCAAUAACACAAAAUACAGCAACAGCUUCAACUUUACAUUAGCAGAAGACAGAAGCCAUUCUCAACCCUUGAUCAUUUCUCUUGGGCUGAUCUUGCUACUAGUCAUAAUAGGACUUGCUCUGGCAAUUCCAUUUCUCAUACUUCCUGCAUAUAAAGCAAAAAAAAUUAGGUCUACUAGGUCCUCAACUGGCCUUACUUCAAUAAUGAAUGCAGAAGAGCCUGAAAACGAGGUUAUAUACACAGAGAUUGAGCCUGUUAAACCAGAAGAAGAAUACAUCAACUUUUCUGUUAUUAGAAGAGAAGAUGAAAAAGGUGAAAACUGGAACAUCUGAAGCACAAAUACGUUUGGGGGAGAUGUUGCUGGGGAGAGGCAGGGUUUAGGUGGCAGCAGUUACAUAUUGGAACUGCCUAUUACAGAGAAAUUGAAGUAACUUUUAAACUUCUUGAGGGGAAAAAAGAUAAUCGAGUAAAUCAAACAAAAGCCUGUCACCAUCCUAUAACCCCAAAAUGGAACAGCCUCACUAUGAAACCAUGCAGAUGUUAUUAGUGACCGAAUUGCUGAUCUAAUAUUAAUUCUUCUGUUGUGUAUCUGUACCAAAGAAGUAAUUGUGAAAUAAGUUGUUCUGGCUUUUAGCAGAGAAGAGGGCAUCUGCUACCAUCUAUACAAAGGUUCUCAUCAGAGACUGAGUGCAAGCUGGACCAUCCCAUUCUCUAGAGUGGCAUCAUUUAUCACGACCAUGAAGAGAACACCCAUCUCAUCAUACCUGCAAAAACAAGAGCACACCUGUUACUGCUUCUGGUGUACAAAAUAUUCAGAUUCACGACAUACAAACGCCCUUAAGGUGUAAAUAUUUAUUUUUGCUAUAUUGCACUAAGUCCAGUGUGAAGCACCAGUUUCCUUGUUGCCAUUCCCUGCUUUCCUCACUACAUUUCUUUAAAUUAUUUAGUUUUUUAGUACAUAAAAGAAUGUUACUUGGUGACCUAUUACAAGAGUAUUUUUGAAGAAGCAGAAUGUAUCAUUCUUCUGUUAAUAGCCAAAGUUACUCUGCAAACGACUACAUGGAACAGUUGUUUGCUUUCUCUCGGGAAAAAAUACUCAUCUAUAUACUCAAGAUCCAUUGAUUUGAGCAGUGACAGCUCAAAAUUCACUCCUGAUCAAUAAACCAUGUAUGAAGCCCUUGCCUGGAAUAGCAGUUUUUAUCUGGACAAAUAAUUCCAUCACAUGUAACAACAGUGGUUCCAGACUUGGAAGAACUCUUAUGUUCAAGACCAGAAACACUCUGCUGUUUGAAAUAGUACAGAAGAAUGAAACACAGAACCAGUCCAGAAGCAAAAACGAAGGCAAUGACAGUGGGAAACAGUUCUGCCAGCUGAUGGCUCGUCUUAAGAAAUUUAUUUUCUAUAGGAAAGUCUCUAAAAGGUAUUUCACAGUUCCAGAGAAACAUCACCACUUGAAAGGCUUCUACUUCCCUUAAUUAAAAUAAUAUAUUAACUGA